UCUUAUUCCCUUCUUUCUCCAUAUGCAUACAAAUACAACCUCUAAGGCCAUAAAUACAGACAGAGUUUGGGUCGAUAAUAAACAAGGCAAAGUACUGUGACCAGACUCCAGAGCAUUGGAGAAGCACGUAUUUAUGGCGUUGUCAAGUCAAUUUGAUGAGUGUUCUCCUUCCCAGGAAUUCGUGACCAGAUCAAAUAGAGAUGUGCCUCCCUCAGAUUACUUGCUCAAGAUUGAAAGCUUCUCUCUAGUGUCCAAGGCAAUGGACAACUACUUAUCCAAUUAUUUCGAAGCUGGUGGAUACAAAUGGAGGUUAUCUAUAUAUCCUAAUGGUGACAAGAAAGCUGAUCAAGGAAGAUCAACGAGGAGCGAUGACCGUUGCAUAUCAGUAUACUUAAUGUUUGCUGAGCCUGAUAUUUUGGAAAAUGGUUUGGCAAUUGAUGUUAAUUUCAAGUUCUUCGUGUACGACUAUAUCCAGAAGAAUUUUCUAGUAUUUGAAUAUGCUUAUGAGCAAACGAAGAAAUUUCACAAGUUGAAGUGUGCUCAUGGGAUUCUGAAUCUCAUGUCAACGGCUGAAUUUUGUGAUGCUUCAGCUGGGCGGUACUUAGUGAAUGACUCGUGCACAUUCGGUGUAGAACUUUUUGUUAAAAAAAAUAUGGCUACCAAGGCUGUGUGUUUGUCAAAUGUUCGUAUGCCCAAGAAUGACUUCUGUAUGAUGAGAGCUCAUAUCUGGAAGUUCGAUAACUUCAGUAAGAGGAAGAACAAAUUGUAUUACUCCAAUUCGUUCAUGGCUGGUAAAAGGAAAUGGAGACUGCUAAUUUGUCCCAGAGGGGAUAACCAAUGUUUAGCAGCUGGCGUGGAACUAGCAGACACAUAUGGCAUGUUUGGUUUGAACAAAUGGCUUAAAAAGGCAAAUUAUAAUCCGAAAGUGUAUGCAAUGUUCGCACUCAUCAUUCAUGAUCAGACGGAUGUCUCGGACCUGAGUACUAACUUCAGAAACGAUUGUUGGGGCAUUUUCAGUGAAGCAAGUACCUGCAAAUUGAACAGAACUUUUAUGGACCCGACAGUGUUGCAUGACCCUUCAAAAGCCUUCAUACUACACGACGUCUUGAUCAUUGAAGCAAAGAUAUAUCAUAUAUUCUUUGACAAAGAUAUUUAGUUCAAAAAAUUUGUUUAUCACGUAUAUUUUGUUAAUUUGACUUAUAUUUUAUUGCAGAUUAA
Daucus carota subsp. sativus is the source of this 1218-nucleotide messenger RNA. RefSeq lists its product as uncharacterized. NCBI's taxonomy places the organism in Eukaryota, Viridiplantae, Streptophyta, Magnoliopsida, Apiales, Apiaceae. The record is from RefSeq and is a predicted model, not a curated record. The transcript is spliced from 6 exons. Gene Ontology annotation, molecular function: protein binding. The coding region runs from base 134 to 1156 and encodes 340 amino acids.